This is a messenger RNA of Pyrenophora tritici-repentis Pt-1C-BFP, 1041 nucleotides long. NCBI's taxonomy places the organism in Eukaryota, Fungi, Ascomycota, Dothideomycetes, Pleosporales, Pleosporaceae. The record is from RefSeq and is a predicted model, not a curated record.
AUGUCGACGGUCAUCGUAGGACUACGAUACUACUGCCGCUACUACCUCAUGGGCAAAGUUACUGCGAGCGACCAUCUCAUGUUUGUCGCUCUCGAUAAGCGACCCUUGAUUGAAGGAAAGGUGCUCGGCACGCUUAUAUCUUGGUGGAUCUACCGUUUGAGCUACAACUUAGCUCUUGGCUUCGUAAAGCUCAGCAUCCUCUUCUUCUACCGAACAAUCGCCUCAAACCGCACCUUCCGUCGCCUCGUCUAUGCGACCAUGGCAAUUGUCGUCAUGUACACCAUCGGUGCCGUCAUCGCCGCCAUACUUCAGUGCGAAAACCCAUCGGACGCUUGGUCUCCUGCCAAUUACUUUGCUACAUUCGACAAGUUCGACCCGAACCGCCGCCAGCCCAAAUGUUACGAUCCCGUCAAGCUAUGGGCGUUCUCUGCAGCUGCCAACCUCUUGAGCGAUGUCAUCAUUCUCCUGCUUCCCCUUCCGGCUUUACUCAGUCUUCGCAUUCCUAUGAGCAAGCGCUUAGCGCUUAUCGGUGUCUUUUCGGUAGGCCUAUUGGCCAUUGUUGCAUCUUCUAUACGCGUAUGGGUCAUGGCGCUGUGGGCCGAGUCACCAUCGAACUCUGCUCGCUACGGAAACGACCUGCUCCUAUGGGGCCAGGUCGAAACCAACAGCGGCAUCAUUUCAGCAUCAGUACCCUUCCUUCGCCUUCUGUUCCGCGACAGGCAAGUCGAGGAAAGAGGCACAGUACAAAAGAAGAUAUCAGCUACCCCAGCAACACCAGUUGAGCUUGAAGCCCAGACUCCGCCCAAAGUAAUCGACCAGGGUGAAUGGCCAGUCCAGGGCGAAAAGCCAGUGGGAUAUCCAGUGGCGAAGCAGCCAGUGAAAAUGAGACGUCCUAACUGGGGCCCUUUCAUCACAGUACCACAAGAGUUGAAUCCCCGUACUGGUAGCACACAGCAGGAGUCUGCACUCGAGCCAGUGCAUGAGCCACUGAUGAUUAGUAGAUUUGAGAUGGGGUUUGAUAAUGUGUCCUCGCAGCGAUGA